Molecule: messenger RNA, 1029 nt
Organism: Mesoplodon densirostris (Blainville's beaked whale)
Lineage: Eukaryota; Metazoa; Chordata; Mammalia; Artiodactyla; Ziphiidae
Gene: ITM2C
Product: integral membrane protein 2C
Exons: 6
Coding region: 124-939 (271 amino acids)
Biological process (GO): negative regulation of amyloid precursor protein biosynthetic process
Cellular component (GO): extracellular exosome; plasma membrane; Golgi apparatus
Molecular function (GO): amyloid-beta binding
Source: RefSeq, a predicted model, not a curated record
GCGAUCCAAACUUCCGGUGCCUGCGGAGAACCGAGCGGUUGUGGUACAGAUAGAGGCUGCACAGAGAGUGGCUGCACGGCCGGAGGCACCGGCUGCAGGGCGGACGCGCGGCCCGGCGCAGCCAUGGUGAAGAUCAGCUUCCAGCCCGCGGUGGCCGGUAUCAAGGGCGACAAGGCCGACAAGGCUUCGGCCUCGGCCUCGGCCUCGGCCCCGGCGCCCGCCCCAGCCGCUGAGAUCCUGCUGACGCCGGCUCGGGAGGAGCGGCCCCCCUACCACCGCUACAAGAAGGGGAGCUCUGUGGGCGGCUUGUGCUACCUGUCGAUGGGCCUGGUCGUGCUGCUCAUGGGCCUCGUGUUCGCCUCUGUCUACAUCUACAGAUACUUCUUCCUCGCUCAGCUGGCCCGAGACAACUUCUUCCACUGCGGUGUCCUCUACGAGGACUCCCUGUCCUCCCAGGCCCACACGCGCAUGGAGCUGGAGGAGGACGUAAAGAUCUACCUCGAGGAGAACUACGAACGCAUCAACGUGCCGGUGCCCCAGUUUGGGGGCGGUGACCCUGCAGACAUCAUCCACGACUUCCAGCGGGGUCUCACUGCCUAUCACGACAUCUCCCUGGACAAGUGCUAUGUCAUCGAGCUCAACACCACCAUCGUGCUGCCCCCUCGCAACUUCUGGGAACUUCUGGUGAACGUGAAGAGGGGGACCUACCUCCCGCAGACGUACAUCAUCCAGGAGGAGAUGGUGGUCACGGAGCAUGUCAGUGACAAGGAGGCCCUGGGCUCCUUCAUCUACCACCUGUGCAGCGGGAAGGACACCUACCGGCUGCGGCGCAGGGCCACCCGGAGGCGGAUCAACAAGCGAGGGGCCAAGAACUGCAACGCCAUCCGCCACUUCGAGAACACCUUCGUGGUGGAGACGCUCAUCUGCGGGGUGGCGUGAAGUCCCGCCCCUCCCUCCAGGCCCCGCCCCUGCCCUCUUGCAUUUUCUCUUCGGGCCACUCUGACCCUUCCCCUCGCUUAGCUUGUACUU